Molecule: messenger RNA, 2121 nt
Organism: Fusarium verticillioides 7600
Lineage: Eukaryota; Fungi; Ascomycota; Sordariomycetes; Hypocreales; Nectriaceae
Exons: 7
Coding region: 1-2121 (706 amino acids)
Source: RefSeq, a predicted model, not a curated record
AUGCAGGGCUCUGCAUCCUACCCUGCUGCUCUUGGGGGCAGCAAAUGGAUCGCAAGCUUCCUAGCGAAACACCGAUAUGACGAUGGCAUCUACGUUCGUACUUCUACCAGAGCUUCUUCGCCGCAAGAAGUCAAAUUCCGUGACUUUGUCAAGAAGAGUAAAGCGGAGCUGAAAAAUGUAUUCUCUGCAAAUGGAAAGAAACGGUCCGAGGCGGGCGUCGAUGAACUACGCAACGCAAACGAAACUGACGCAGAACGAAAGAACAACAAACUAUCCUGGGCAAAACUGUUCGACACAAAGUCAGGAAACAAGCUUCAUAAGCGGGCAAAGUCCGCUCCUAGUGACAUCCAUGUCCCACAUCAGCUCGAUCCCAUCACUGAAGUCGGAGAAAGCAGCGAGACACAGGCCAAUCUCGUAUCUGUCAGCACUUCAUCCCGAAAGUCUGUCGGCCAGAGCCCUCAAUGCUCUGCUACCUAUCAAACUAACGGUGACGACGUGUCUGUUACGACAACAUGUACAACUAUACUCCAACAAGCUAACCUUCAGGGCAUCUCUGAAGGGGACGCUCAUGAUGCCGCUAUCAACGAUGAAAGCAUUGCGAUCGGCGGACGAAACUGUACAUCCAACCCAUCCACGCAUCUCAGCAGUAGGAACUCAAGUGCCACCGAAGACGAAUGCCCUUCUCAAGACGAAAGCGACAACACAUCAGAUGGCCAUGGUGCCUCAUUGGCACGUUACGAGCUUCUUAAAUCUCAAAGAGAAUACUUUGUUGAUCUACAGAAAGACAUUACUCGACAGAUAGAGGCGACCGAGCUAGAGCAGAAUGCUCAGCAGGAAACAGCUCACCAGGACAAAACUGGUCGACAGGAGAACAAUGUUCUACAGAACGAGAACCCUGGGCAGGCACACCCAAACAACAACGAUCUCACGAGUAAAUCGUCGCCAAAGUUGUCAUUGAGAUCUGUCUUGAGUAUGCUUAUGGGCAGCGACAAGUCUGAUGUAGAGACAAAACCCAAGAGUGACGGAAACAGAGAGCUGAAGGACAAGAGCGGAUUGCCAGCUCGAUGGAAAGCAUUGCUGGUUGGAAAGACAAAGUCUGAGUCUUCCACCAAGAGCAAUUCCCAAUCCUCCUCGCAGAAUCUCGGCCAGAGUGAUGCGCAGCCUACCAAUCAAAUUGUCGAGCAGGACAGAAUAUUCAAGGGCCUCGAUUGGAAACUUCCAGCUGGGAAAAAUGAAAUGGGCCAGCUUAUUCGAGAGUUCUCUGGCGACCUCAAUCCUGCCACGCAGGAAUUGGCUCACGAGACCCCUGUGUCCUCAAAGACUCUAAGCCUCCAUUCGUUUCCGUCAAAGUUUGAUAUUUCGAUGGAUCAAAAUCUCCCCCCUCGGCCUGCAAUGACCCCAGUCUCAUAUUCUGACAACCAACGAGUGCAAAAUGAGUCCACUAGCCAAGACGCUCUGGUUGCCAUGGAAGUUCACAUGGAGAACAAGCAGGCGCAACUUGUAGAAAUCCAGACCCGAUCUGACCGAACCAUGAACCAAGCUACUCGCAGUAUCGCUGACCAGAAUCAAGCUCCGCGAGAAACAGUCGAGCGCGACACAACGAACGAUGUUCAUCCGCCGCAAACCUGGCAGCACGGAGGUGACCCUACAGAGGUCGAGACUGUUGAACAGGUAAUAUUGCUGUGGUACUGGCCGGGACAUAACCAAGAUCAGACUUCUGACUGUCAAUUGCAGGCAUAUGCCCGUCACCGAAGUUCUCUUGCAGUUGUUGAUCGGAUUCGUAGCAUUGGGCUGCUUGAACCAAGCAUGGAUGAAACGAGCUCAAUCGCCGCAGACGAACAGCGAUUGCUGCGUGAGGUGACAGAAGACCUUGAGCUCCCGCCCAAUAGGGUCGCUUCCAAUGAAUCUUGGAUCGCCGUGACGAACCACUCUCAGGUCAUUCCGAGCAUCGAGGAUCCCAACACCAAUCUUGGAUGCAAGGGGCAAAAGACCCCAGAACCAAAUGCCGGGCAGGGCGACGAUGCCAGCGACCAAACCGAGUUGAUCUUGACAAGAGCAAGAAGCUCAGACCGAUUCAUCCCUGAGGGACUUUACUAUCAGAAUUCAGUGGACGGUGACUAG